Apaloderma vittatum (bar-tailed trogon) is the source of this 972-nucleotide messenger RNA. RefSeq names its product testis-specific serine kinase 2 (gene TSSK2). The record is from RefSeq and is a predicted model, not a curated record. Gene Ontology annotation, cellular component: cytoplasm. NCBI's taxonomy places the organism in Eukaryota, Metazoa, Chordata, Aves, Trogoniformes, Trogonidae. The transcript has a single exon. Gene Ontology annotation, biological process: microtubule cytoskeleton organization; intracellular signal transduction; protein phosphorylation. The coding region runs from base 1 to 972 and encodes 323 amino acids. Gene Ontology annotation, molecular function: protein serine/threonine kinase activity; tau-protein kinase activity; ATP binding.
AUGGACGACGCUGCAGCACUCAGAAACAAAGGCUACAGCCUGAGCGACACGCUGGGAGAAGGCUCUUACGGCAAAGUGAAGCGUGCUUACUGCAGCCGGCUGAAAUGCAGCGUGGCCAUCAAGAUAAUCAACAAGAGGAAAGCUCCUACGGAAUUCCUCGAAAGAUUUCUCCCCAGGGAAAUAGAGGCUUCAAAACGUUUGGAACACCCCUCGAUCAUCAAAACUUAUGAGAUUUUUACGACAGCAGCCAAGAAAGUGUACAUUGUGAUGGAGCUGGGGGAAAAGGGAGACCUCCUGAAUUACAUCAACAUGACAGGACCUAUGAAAGAGGAGAUGGCUCGCGUCAAGUUUCAGCAGUUGGCUUCUGCCAUCAAGUACUGCCACGACUUGGACGUCGUUCACAGGGACCUGAAAUGUGAGAACAUCCUUCUCGAUGUAGACCUCAACAUCAAGUUGUCAGACUUUGGCUUUUGCAAAUUCUUGUCUCGAGAUGAACAUGGAAGAAUUAUUCUCAGUGAAACCUUCUGUGGGUCUGUUGCAUACGCAGCCCCUGAAGUGCUACAGGGCAUUCCUUGCGACCCCAGGAUUUCCGACAUAUGGAGCCUGGGUGUCAUCCUGUAUACCAUGGUCUGUGCUUUAAUGCCAUUUGAUGAUUCCCAUGUCAAGACAAUGAUCCACCUUCAGAAACAACAGCGGAUUCCCUUUCCCGACACAAUAUGCUUGACGUUAGAGUGCAAGAACCUCAUUUACCACUUGCUCCAGCCCAGUGUUUCUCAGAGGCCGUGCAUAGAUGAAGUUUUGAAAGACUCAUGGUUGCAGACUCCAAAAUCCAAAAUGCCUUCUGCUGUGCCAGCUGCAGAAGACGAUGAGUGUUCCCAAAAUCUGCACGAAGGAAAGCCUGAGCAUGAGCAGGAAGCCAAGCCCCACUCCGCAGAAAAGGAAGGACAGGAGAAGGAAAUGGGAUCCUCUUAA